Penicillium vulpinum is the source of this 1182-nucleotide messenger RNA. RefSeq names its product phosphatase PAP2 family protein. The record is from RefSeq and is a predicted model, not a curated record. NCBI's taxonomy places the organism in Eukaryota, Fungi, Ascomycota, Eurotiomycetes, Eurotiales, Aspergillaceae. The transcript has 3 exons. Gene Ontology annotation, biological process: phospholipid metabolic process. Bases 1 to 1182 code for a protein of 393 amino acids. Gene Ontology annotation, molecular function: phosphatidate phosphatase activity.
AUGCCCAUCCCCGUCAAGGAGACGGUCACGCGCCUCGCGACCAUCUCCAAGCUCCUGCUAUUAUCCUACAUAAUCGACUGGAUAUUUAUCAUCGGCAUCGCGCUAAUCGGCUACGGAUUCUACAAACAACCCCCAAACCACCAUGCCUUCAGCCUAAGCGACCAAGCAAUCAGCUACCCAUACACCAAAGAAACAGUAACAAUAACUACCCUAUACCUAGUCUCCCUCUUUGCCCCGGCCAUUCUAGUCUUCCUGGGCUCAUGGCUACUCGUGCCACCCAAAGCCACCUCCUCCACCUCUGACCCCACCCCCAAACCCCCCGCAGCGCAAUACAUCCGCCGCAAAUUCUGGGAAUGGAACGCCGGCUGGAUGGGGCUCGCGCUGGCCCUCGCAAGUACCUGGGCCGCAACACAAGGCCUGAAGGUUCUUAUCGGCAGACCACGACCUGACCUUCUGGCCCGCUGCAAUCCAGACAUAGCGCGUAUUGCCGAGUUCACCAUUGGUGGGCUUGGGGAGUCGGUUCGUGGUGCCACGACGCUGGUUUCAUGGGAGAUUUGUCGCAACAAGAGUGAUUCAUUGCGUGUUGAUGGUUUUGCGAGUUUUCCGAGUGGGCAUUCUUCUUUCUCCUUCGCAGGCCUCAUCUACCUAACCCUCUGGCUGUGCUCGAAAUUUUCCGUGGCAUUCCCCUAUCUCCCAGUCUACCCAAUUGAAGACCAGAGCCACAGCGAGGACAGUACAUCUGUACGGAAACGCGGUGCAGCACCGCCCGUAUACUUAAUGCUAAUUGCGUUCGUGCCGACUGCAACAGCGUGCUUUAUUGCUGCGUCACGCUGGUUCAAUUACAGACACCAUGGUUUUGAUAUUUUCUUCGGCGCGGCCAUCGGCAUCUUCUUCGCUUACAUUGGGUUUAACAUGUAUCAUCUCCCGAUUCGCCGUGGCGCAGGCUGGGCUUGGGGUGCGCGCUGUCGAAGACGCGCCUUCAUGCGGGGAGUUGGGUUUCCUAGUUCGUUGGGGACCGAUGGGUGGGCUGGUGAGAGAGGCUUGGAUGUUGAUGUUGAGGGUGCGGCUGCGAUGCGAGAGAUGAUGUUUAGGGAGCAGGGACAAGGACAUGCACAUGUUCAUGCACAGGGACAUGUUCAGCCAGAGAAUAGCGAUAGUAUGGCCGCUAGACUUGAGGGGUGA